AUGUGUUGCUGCCAAAGUUCACGAGCCUGGUACCUAUUUGUCGUUUCAGUUUGGCUUCUGCUAACAGUGCUACGACAAAUUCUCGACUCAAUUGGCAGAUUAUGGAUACCAAUUGUUUUCAAUUCAUUCCAAGUUUUUUCAUGUAUUUGUGGACUAAUAGCAAUGAUUCAUUGGCAAAAACGAUUAAUUGUAGUCUUUAUGCUAUUCAGUUUUACUUCCAUAUUAUAUAAUAUUGCGCUUAUCUUAUGGUAUAAUGAAUUAUUUGCUAUCAGCCGUGACGUACCGAUACUUAGCGCUGGAUUUACUUAUUCUUACAGUUUUUUUCUCCGAUACACGCCAUCUUGCAAGUCGUACUAUAAUUUAACAAAUUUUCGUUGGAUACAACUGUCAUGCAUAGUACCUUAUUAUCAUAUUGAAAGUGCUCAAGCUCUUUUGCAUAUUUUCAUGGCUAAUUUUUCAAUUAUUUUAUCGAUUAUCUUUUUCUCGAAGCAAAAUUUCAAUCAAAAGUCUGAAAAACAAAUUGUCAAUAUGACCACUGACGAAAAAUUCUGCGCUGAUCGUUAUUUUAUGAGUGCUACGUUUAAUAAUAGUAAAAAAUAUAAUCAGGAAUAUUCAAAAGAGGGAAUUAAUUCAAUUAAUCAAGCAAUUAAUGAACAAUGUGCUAGGCCUAAAAACGGUUAUAUAAGACAUUCGGCUAAAAAAUCAGCACGAAAAGGUUACAAAGAAACAAUCAGUGCUUAUAAAAAUUUGAAUAAUUUCCAGAAACCAUUUACUAUAAAGCGUUCACAGUCGAUGACUGAUUUAGGAUGUAAUUGUCAACAAAUAGGACACAUUCAUAACCAACAAGCUUAUGAACCAAUAAAUAAAGAUGUCACAAAUGCAUCAAAAGCAACUGGGAUACUGAUGACAAAUUCAGGAUGUGUGUAUCGUAGUGGAAGUUUAAAAAAUUUUAAAAUGCCAACAACAGAAGGAGUGAGACGGAUUUUGUCACGUGAAGAGAUAAAUUUGGCAGGUAGCUAUCGAGCAAAAAAUACUUGUGCAAAUUCGCCAAAUACUAACUUAAAAUCGUUAGUCUCAUUUGAUCCAAAAAGUAACGUUUUGCUCCGAAUUCAUAAUCACAUUGAUGACGAUGAUGACGAUUACAAUGAUAAUAUUACUGAUAACAUUGACACUACUCGACGACACCAUCACCAUCCUCCACAACAACAACAACAAAAGAUCCUAGCACAGGUGGUGGAACAAAUUCCACAUCAAAAUGUAAAAUAUUCACCGAUGACUAAUUUCUUGACAACUUAUCAACCGAAGGACUUAAUCAUUGAUUGCUACAAUCUGACCAGUUACGAUCAAAUGCCAUCCAAUUUGUCACCACGACGAUCUGUUCGGUCUUCUAAACACAAUGAUAAGAAUGCAAUGUAUGAUAAAAAAGAACAAUGUAGAAGCACGGAGAAAUCUUCAGCAAUUGAUCACCAAAAAUCAACGAACGCAUUUGAUAUACCAAUUUUCAACAGUAACAAUUUUCUUGUUUGA
Molecule: messenger RNA, 1527 nt
Organism: Brugia pahangi
Lineage: Eukaryota; Metazoa; Nematoda; Chromadorea; Rhabditida; Onchocercidae
Source: the annotation of a GenBank genome assembly